CCUUUACCAGAAUACUGAGCAGAAGAUCAAUGUGGUGUUCUCCUCUUUAGACUUGAUGCUGCAUACUGAGGCUCUCCUCUCUACCAUGGACUUUCUGUCUGCGGCCCUGUCCAACAGCAGUCUGCCCUCACUUGAGAGAGAGAGCAAAAAGAGUGAAGACAUGAGAACUACCUCUGCUAAAUCCACUGCACUGAGCUCUCCCUCUGAUGGUGACAUCAUUGACCUGAUGGUGAACAUGCAGCUCGGAACAUUUAAUGUGUUGGUUUGUGACCAGAAGAGCAACAUGGCUGACAUCAAAAUUCAGGGUUUGGACGGUUCUCUACAGAUGCAAGGAACUCAGACGCACAUGUCCACACGUUUGCGUGACUUCAUCAUCAUGAAUGUGGAUCCUGAAACAAUUCACAAGAAGGCAAGCUAG
This is a messenger RNA of Sinocyclocheilus anshuiensis, 418 nucleotides long. Its product is annotated as vacuolar protein sorting-associated protein 13C-like. The record is from RefSeq and is a predicted model, not a curated record. Lineage: Eukaryota; Metazoa; Chordata; Actinopteri; Cypriniformes; Cyprinidae. The transcript has 4 exons. The coding region runs from base 56 to 418 and encodes 120 amino acids.